AUGUUGUUCACAAGAUCCUUAGCUACUAAAGUUACCAAACCAAGUGUAAUCGAAUCAGCCAUAAUUUUAUCGAGAACACCAAUAAUUACACAACAACCAUCUAAAUUAGAAUCAACAUACUGUGCAUACCAACGUGAGUUAGAACGUCGUUUAAUGUGGACUUUCCCACAAUAUUAUUAUUUCAAAAGAGGCACUUUAGCCGAACGUAAAUUUUUAGCUUUACAACGAGGACCAGUUUCUAAAUUACCAGGUGUUUUCUAUUCUAAAGGUGUUCCAGACGUUAGGGGAAACAGAGAAAGAAAUGCCGCACAAGAAAUAGUGUUGCCAUUAGAACAACAAUCAGAGGAUGACCCUAAUGAGGGUGAUUCAGCUUCUUCUUCCCAUAAUAUUAACAGAAGAAUUUUACCAAAUAGUAGAAUUACAAAGGCUGACGAAUGUGGAGAUUUAAAAAGCUUGGAAAGACGUUUAGAUAAAAACUUAUAUUUAAUUGUUAAAUCUAACAAAACAGGUGAGUGGUCUUUCCCAUCCUUCCUCCAAAACAGUAAAUGUAAAAUUUUGCAUGAAAUUGCCGAAUCCGGUUUAAGAGAAUUGGGUGGUGAUAAAAUUAACACUUGGACUGUUUCUACAAAGCCUUGUAAAGCUUUAGUUAAUGGAGAAAAAGUUACAUUUUUCAUUAAGAGCCAUAUAUUAGCGGGAAAAUUUGAACCAAAGACUGAAGCUUUAGAAUUUGCUUGGGUUGCCAAAGAUGAAUUGAAGGAAAAGGUUGGAGAUAAAUAUUAUGAAGCAAUCGGGUUCUUAUUGAACUAA
This is a messenger RNA of Saccharomycodes ludwigii, 807 nucleotides long. RefSeq names its product mitochondrial 54S ribosomal protein mL46 (gene MRPL17). The record is from RefSeq and is a predicted model, not a curated record. The transcript has a single exon. Gene Ontology annotation, molecular function: structural constituent of ribosome. Gene Ontology annotation, cellular component: mitochondrial large ribosomal subunit. The coding region runs from base 1 to 807 and encodes 268 amino acids. NCBI's taxonomy places the organism in Eukaryota, Fungi, Ascomycota, Saccharomycetes, Saccharomycodales, Saccharomycodaceae.